Exophiala aquamarina CBS 119918 is the source of this 1128-nucleotide messenger RNA. Its product is annotated as DNA excision repair protein ERCC-1. Gene Ontology annotation, molecular function: single-stranded DNA binding; damaged DNA binding. Gene Ontology annotation, cellular component: nucleotide-excision repair factor 1 complex; ERCC4-ERCC1 complex; nucleus. Bases 1 to 1128 code for a protein of 375 amino acids. The transcript has a single exon. The record is from RefSeq and is a predicted model, not a curated record. Gene Ontology annotation, biological process: meiotic mismatch repair; mitotic recombination; nucleotide-excision repair. Lineage: Eukaryota; Fungi; Ascomycota; Eurotiomycetes; Chaetothyriales; Herpotrichiellaceae.
AUGGCUGAAGAAUUCGAUGAUGCCGAAUUUCUAGCGGCCGAAGCAGCCGUGCAAAGGUCCGGAAAUUCGUCAGGAAGCAGUCGUCCCGCCACGACUGGGACCUCCCGAAUUGUUCAGCCAAAGCCACAGGCACUGCCUUCUAGGCAGGGGCCUUCUGCUAUAUUGGUCUCUACUCGCCAGAAAGGCAAUCCGAUUCUGAACCAUGUUAAGUCGUUACCGUGGGAGUAUUCCGAUAUCCCCUGUGACUAUGUGCUGGGAGCGACAACAUGCGCCCUGUUCUUGUCUCUGAAGUACCAUCGGCUACACCCUGAAUAUGUCUACAGUCGCCUUCGCCAACUCGGGAAGCUGUACAACCUCCGCAUCUUGCUGACGAUGGUAGACAUAACAAACCAUGAAGAAGCUCUUAAAGAACUAUCCAAGACCUCCAUGAUCAACAAUUUGACCCUGAUCCUCUGCUGGUCGUCGCAAGAAGCCGGCCGAUACCUCGAACUCUUCAAGUCCUACGAGCAUGCGUCGCCCACCUCAAUACGGGCCCAUCGAGCCGAGACAUACAAGGAGAACCUGACGGAGUUUGUCACCACGCCUCGCAACAUCAACAAAACCGACGCCGCAAGCCUGAUUUCCAACUUUGGUUCCCUCCGCGCCGCAGUGAACGCGCAACCAGAAGAGUUGGCCAUCGUUCCUGGAUGGGGUGAGAAGAAAGUCAAGGCAUGGUCAACCACAGUUCGCGAGCCAUUUAGAAUCAAGAGAGCGACCAAGUCUAGUGCUGCAUUAUUGAGACAAGAAUCGACGAUGUCCAGUGAAGAUGGCUUGCCUAAUGUCUCAUCUGAAUCCUUAUUGCUAACCACUCCCGUGGGCACGACGUCUGCUCCUCGAGGACCAGAAAUGGACUCGGUGAUGGUACACGGACAUAUGGGACUCGGCCCGUCCCAGAAGCGCGCCCGGCUGCAGGAGAUACCAGCCGACGAUUUCGACGAAGACGAGGAGGCGUUGGCGUUUACAAUGGCACAAGAAGCAGACCUAGCAGGACCGGAAAAACAAAGAGCCGAGCAAGCCGUCGCUCGGCAAGAGCCUGGACUAAGCGACGGCAUCGCCGCGGCUCUAGCGAAACUACGCCAGAGUCAUUGA